This is a messenger RNA of Sphenostylis stenocarpa, 699 nucleotides long. The record is from the annotation of a GenBank genome assembly. Lineage: Eukaryota; Viridiplantae; Streptophyta; Magnoliopsida; Fabales; Fabaceae.
AUGGAUAGAGACAAAGACAGUAAAUCCCCUCCUUUGCCACCUUCAUCUUCCUCAUCCCAACCUUUCAGUCACGACAUAAUCGGAAUGCCCGAUAAUCCACCCAAAAACAGGGGUCAUAGACGCGCUCAUUCCGAGAUUAUCACCCUUCCCGAUGACCUCACUUUCGACACCGAUCUCGCCCUCGAUGAAGACUUCCUCUCCCUAGUAGAUCAUCUCAAUUCCCCUCCCUCUCAAGAUAACAACAACCUCAUCAACAAUAACAAUGACAGUAACAACGUUGGUAAUGAAAGGCCGAGGGUUAGACACCAACAUAGUCAGUCCAUGGAUGGGUCCAUCCAGCCGGAGAUGCUGGUCUUCGGCACCGAUGACGUCUCCGGCGUGGAUGCCAAAAAGGCUAUGUCCGCUGACAAACUUGCUGAGCUUGCCUUAAUUGAUCCCAAACGGGCUAAAAGGAUAUGGGCAAACAGACAGUCUGCUGCAAGAUCAAAAGAAAGGAAGAUGCGUUACAUUUCCGAGCUUGAAAGAAAGGUGCAGACAUUACAAACAGAAGCAACAUCCUUGUCUGCACAAUUAAAUCUCUUGCAGAGAGAUACAAACGGACUGAAUGCUGAGAACAGUGAGUUGAAGUUGCGGUUGCAAACCAUGGAGCAACAGGUCCACUUACAAGAUGCCUGUGUAGCAGUUGGCAGCAUUAAAUGA